Messenger RNA from Chelmon rostratus (copperband butterflyfish), 3101 nucleotides. RefSeq names its product scinderin like b (gene scinlb). The record is from RefSeq and is a predicted model, not a curated record. Gene Ontology annotation, biological process: actin filament severing; barbed-end actin filament capping; actin polymerization or depolymerization. The coding region runs from base 16 to 2409 and encodes 797 amino acids. Lineage: Eukaryota; Metazoa; Chordata; Actinopteri; Chaetodontiformes; Chaetodontidae. The transcript has 17 exons. Gene Ontology annotation, molecular function: phosphatidylinositol-4,5-bisphosphate binding; actin filament binding. Gene Ontology annotation, cellular component: actin cytoskeleton; cytoplasm.
GAUCUGACAGGCGGGAUGACAGAAGCAUCUCUCACCUCUGCUGCUCCUGUCGACCAAUCAGCGCGCUCCGUCCUGCACAGCCAGACCCGCUGCCAGCCUGAACACUCCCUCCUCCUCCUCCUCCUCCCCCUCUACUACACAUUAAAGCACAAACCCGCUCCGCUCUCAGCCCACUCCCACAUCUCCAGCCUCCGUCAGCGCCUCCGCUCCUCUCUCCUGUGCGAUUCAUCUUGCAAACUAGCCAUCAUGGUUUCCCAUAAGGAGUUCGUGGGUGCAGGAAAGCAGCCGGGGCUGCAGGUGUGGCGCAUCGAGAACUUGGACUUGAAGCCGGUUCCUAAGGCCCUGCAUGGCAGCUUCUAUACUGGGGACGCCUACCUGCUGCUCUUCACCACCUCAGCCCCUUCAUACAACAUACACAUGUGGCUGGGAGAUGAGUGUUCCCAGGAUGAGUGUGGAGCGGCGGCCAUCUUUGCCACACAGCUGGAUGACUUCCUGGGCGGUGGGCCGGUGCAGUACAGGGAGGUGCAGAACAACGAAUCCAACACCUUUCUGGGGUACUUCAAGUCAGGAAUCAAGUACCAGAAAGGGGGCGUGGCCUCAGGUUUUCAGCAUGUGGUGACCAAUGACAUGAACGUGAAGCGCCUGCUGCAUAUCAAGGGUCGGAGGGCUAUCAGAGCCACAGAGGUGGACAUGGCCUGGUCCUGCUUCAACAAGGGAGACUGCUUCAUUGUUGACUUGGGCAAGGACAUCUAUCAAUGGUGUGGCAGCGAGUGCAACCGUUUUGAGAGGCUGAAGGCCUCUGAGCUCGCCAUCCGCAUCAGAGACGAUGAGCGAAACGGCAGAGCCAAACUGCACAUAGUGGAGGAAGGGGAAGAGCCGGCAGCAGUCAUAGAGGCUCUGGGACCAAAAUCCGCCAUCGCCCCGAGCACUCCGGAUGAUGACAAGGUGGACAGCUCCAACAGGAAGAAGGGUGCCCUCUACAUGAUCUCUGAUGCAAGUGGUUCGAUGAAGGUGACCAGCGUGGCUCCAUCCAGUCCCUUCAAACAGGCCAUGCUGUCUCCCGAGGAGUGCUACAUCCUGGACAACGGCGUGGACAGGAACAUCUUUGUUUGGAAAGGUCCCAAAGCCAACAUGUCAGAGCGUAAAGCAGCCAUGUCAGCAGGUCAGCAGUUCAUCAAAGACAAGGGCUACUCCAGUAAGACACAGAUCCAAGUGCUUCCUGCCGGAGGUGAGACGACUCUGUUUAAGCAGUUCUUCUGUGACUGGAGAGACAAAGACCAGACUACAGGCCCCAGUAAGGCCUACACCAUCGGCCGCAUAGCCAAAGUGGAGCAGGUGCCCUUCGAUGCCUCCACCCUGCACACCAACAGGGCCAUGGCAGCCCAGCAUGGCAUGGUGGAUGAUGGCAAAGGCAAGGUCCAGAUUUGGCGUGUUGAGAAUGGUGAAAAGGUGGCUGUGGAUCCCUCCUCCUAUGGUCACUUCUAUGGUGGAGACUGUUACCUCAUCCUCUACAGCUACAGACAGGGAGGCCGCGAGCAGCACAUCAUAUACACCUGGCAGGGCCUGAAGUGCACACAGGAUGAGCUGGCAGCCUCUGCGUUCCUCACGGUGAAGCUCGAUGACUCAAUGGGAGGAUCCCCGGUUCAGGUGAGAGUGACGCAGGGCCAGGAGCCUCCACACCUGAUGAGCCUGUUCCAGGGCAAACCCAUGAUCAUUCACAGCGGAGGGACGUCACGCAAAGGUGGACAGUCGCAGGCCGGCAGCACUCGCCUCUUCCACAUCAGGCAGAGCUCGUCCCAGGCUACCCGUGCCGUGGAGGUCGAAGCCUCUGCUUCCAAUCUGAACACCAACGACGUGUUUGUGCUGAAAUCCCCGAGCGCCUUGUUUGUCUGGCGGGGCGUGGGUGCCAGUGAUGAGGAGAUGGGGGCUGCCAAGCAUGUGACAAGCUUCCUGGGUGGCAGUGCCAGCCAGGUGUCAGAGGGCAAGGAACCAGCUGAUUUCUGGUCUGCUCUCGGUGGCAAGAAGGAGUACCAGAGCUCCAAGAGUCUGCAGAACGUGGUCACUUCCCCACGUCUGUUUGGCUGCUCCAACAAAACUGGAAGACUUACCGUUGAAGAAGUACCAGGAGACUUCACUCAGUCAGACCUGGCCACUGAUGAUGUCAUGCUCCUGGAUACUGGAGAUCAGAUCUUCCUUUGGGUCGGCAAUGAUGCUAAUGCAGAGGAAAGGAAUGGAGCUCCCAAAAUAGCUAAAGAGUAUGUGGACUCAGACCCUUCUGGUCGCAGAGGACUGCCCAUCACCACCAUCAAACAGGGAGCAGAGCCUCCAACUUUCACUGGCUGGUUCCAGGCUUGGGAUCCUAAGAUGUGGGAGACAGACCCAUUGGACAGAAUCCGCGCUCGUUUCUGAACACAGAAACCCCCAGGCUCUCUCUACCAAUCUGACUCCUUACCUGUCCAGCACUUCCUAUUGCCUUUUUCUUUCUCUUACCUCCAAUCCCUAAGUGCCAAAACCAAUGUUAUCACUGUUAUCAGGUUGAAUGGCUGCCUCUAUGCCUUGGUCAUGGUGCAGUGCAUCGGACUUCCAAAACGGGAAUGCAAAACAUCGGCGGUCAAAUGGCUUCCUGCAGCAACAUUAUCUUGAAUUGAUAGAAGUGGUUUAUUGAUCUGCUGCAUCCAACAGCUUGUUGCCUUCACGUCUUUAUCUAAGCACAUAAUAUGAAUAGGAAAUCGGGCAAGGAAGCCAUCUUAGACUGCUGGAGAUUUCCUCUGUUUCUCUCUCUCACUGCUUGUCACUGUUCAGAGGACACCAUCAUGCUUCCCUUUCUGUCUGUCCUCUUUUUUUUCAUAUUGAACUAGUAUGUCAGACAGCAACAGUUUCCUACGCUGUGUCUCCAUGUGUUGUGUUUGAUCAUUGGUACUGCGAUGCUGUACACUUAGUAGAAGUUGCAUGCUGCAUAUUUUUUUCACCAUUGUUCUGUGCUUGUGAAUUUUAAAAGGCGUACGGUGGGAUGUACGCGUGUCAGUUGUGUCAACUCUUUAUUACUUGACCCUGAAAUGCUCACAUGGAUGGCUUUUAAAUAAAACUCCCAGUAUUUCAAA